Molecule: messenger RNA, 1726 nt
Organism: Chelonia mydas (Green sea turtle)
Lineage: Eukaryota; Metazoa; Chordata; Testudines; Cheloniidae
Gene: PCOLCE
Product: procollagen C-endopeptidase enhancer
Exons: 10
Coding region: 113-1597 (494 amino acids)
Molecular function (GO): protein binding
Source: RefSeq, a predicted model, not a curated record
CCUCCCCCCCCAGCUCCUUCCCAUUAAGGCUGCGCGGAGCCCGACCCGCCGCUUCCCGGCCCGUCCGCGCAGGGACCAGACCGGACCGGACCGGACCGGACCCAGCCCCAGCAUGAGCCCGGCCCGGAGCCCGCUGCUGCUGCUGCUGCUGCCGCUGCUGCUGUGGGGCUGCGCCAUGGGGCAGAGCGACCCGAACCCCGCCCCCGCCCCUGCCCCUAACGCCACGAGGCCCGUGUUCCUGUGCGGCGGGGAGCACGUGGGCGACUCGGGGUACAUCGCCAGCGAGGGGUUCCCCAACCACUACCCGCCCAGCAAGACCUGCACCUGGACCAUCACGGUGCCCGAGGGCCAGGUGGUGAUGCUCUCCUUCCGGGUCUUCGACCUGGAGCCGGACCCCGGCUGCCGCUACGACUCGCUGGAGGUCUUCAACGGGCCCUCGGCCGGCGCCCAGAGCCUGGGCCGCUUCUGCGGCACCUUCCGGCCGGGGGCCCUGCUCUCCACCGGCCGGCACAUGCUGCUCCGCAUGGUGACGGACGAGGGCACCGGGGGCCGCGGGUUCCUGGUCUGGUUCAGCGCCGGCCUGCCCCACGUCAACGGCCGGCCGCGCGGAAGGCAGAAGUGGGGCGCCAACCAUAUAGACUCCCGGUUGGCCUGGGAGCCCUGGCAUUACUGGGACGAGCAUCAGUUCUGUGGGGGGAAGCUGGAGAAGCCCCAGGGCAGCCUCAAGACCCCGAACUGGCCCGAGAGCAACUACCCGGCCGGGAUCAGCUGUUCCUGGCACAUCAUCGCGCCCCCGGGCCAGGUGGUGGAACUGACCUUCGGGAAGUUCGACGUGGAGGACGACACCUACUGUCGCUACGACUACGUGGCCGUUUUCCACGGGGGGGCCACCGACGACUCCCGGCGCGUCGGCAAGUUCUGCGGGGACCGCGCCCCCGGCCCCAUCUACUCGGAGGGGAACGAGCUCCUGGUCCAGUUCGUCUCGGAUCUCAGCGUCACGGCCGACGGCUUCGCCGCCUCCUACACCGUCAAGAGUCCCGCCGAGGCGGCCGACAAGGCCCUGAAACCCGCCCCCGGGAUCUUCCCCGGCUCCAAACCGGGCCAGGCCGGCACCAAGCCUGCCCCGAAACCGAAACCCGAGCCCAAACCCACCACCCGGGCCCCGCCCGAGGCCGAGCCGCCCAGCGCCCAGACGCCGGCCAAGCUUCAGUGCCCCCAGAAAUGCCGCCGGUCGGGAAGUCUCCAGGGCCACUUCUGUGCCAAUGACUUCGUUAUCACCGGCACCGUGAAAACCACCGUGCGAGGGGCCGGCAACCGGGUCACAGCCACCAUCUCGCUCCUCAACACAUACAAGGCCGGAGCCCUGAGCCUGCCCCAGGCCGAGAAAGGGGCCACCCUGCGCCUGGAGGUCCCCUGCCGCCAGUGCCCCGCCCUCAAGAAAGGUUCCAGCUACAUCUUCAUGGGCCGGGUGGAUGCCGAGGGGCUCGGCGAAUUGCCCCCCGAAGGCUUCGUGGUCCCGUAUCGCACGCAGCAGCACCAGGUCCUCACCACGCUCAGCAAGCGGCCGUGUGGGGGGGCGCCCAAGAGGAACGCUUGAGCCCGGAGGGGCUGGGGUUUGGGGUGUCGGGUCUGACCUGAGGGGGACGUGUGUCCCCCGUCCCCCCCCGCCACCCGGUCCAGCUCCCUGAGGCCGGCUCCGUGUAUCCAAAUAAAGGAGCAAACCGGC